AUGAAUCGCGGACGCGGCAAGGACUUCUACGCCGCCCUCGGGCUGCAGCGCGGCGCGGACGAGAACGACGUGCGCAAGGCGUACAGGAAACUCGCGAUGAAGUGGCACCCGGAUAAAAACCCCGACGACAAGGAUGGACGCGCGGAGAAGAAGUUUAAAGAAGUCUCCGAGGCGUACGAAGUGCUGUCGGAUCCGAAGAAGAAGGAGCUGUACGACACGUACGGCGAGGAUGGAUUAAAAGAUGGGGGCGGGAUGCCGGGAGGAGGGUUCUCGGCGCAGCACGCGGAGGAUAUAUUCGCGAAUUUUUUCGGCGGCGGCGGCGGCGGGUUUCCGGGGGGCGGCGGCUUCGGCGGCGGAUUUCCGGGAGGCGGCGGAUUUCCGGGAGGCGGGGGAUUCGGCGGACAUCCUGGGUUCGGUGGAAUGCCGGGUGGUGGUGGGUUCGGGGGACAGGAUUUUCGCGAGCCGCCGCAGAAACAGCGUAAGAAGGCGCCGAAGAUUGAGCAGACGCUCAGGCUGUCGCUCGAGGAGCUGUUUUACGGAACGCAAAAGAAUUUCAGCGUCACGCGAAAGGUGAUUCGAAACGGUCGGCAGGAGAGCGUGCAAGAGACGCUUCCGAUCGAUGUUAAGCCCGGGUGGAAGAGCGGGACGAAGAUUACGUUUCAGGAGAAAGGGGACGAAACCCCGACGACGAUCGCCGCCGACAUCGUCUUCACGUUGGAGCAAAAACCGCACCCGCAGUUUGAGCGCGAGGGCAACGAUCUCGUGAAGACGGUCAAGGUUGAUUUGAACGAAGCCUUACUCGGAACGUCGUUCAGCGUGUACACCUUGGACGGGAAGGCGAUGGACGUCAAGGUCGACGACAUCAUCUCCCCGACCUUCGUCAAGGUGUUGCCGGGCGAAGGCAUGCCGCUGAGCAAGUCCCCCGGCGAGCGCGGCGACUUGAAGAUCAAGUUUCACAUUCGUUUCCCGAAAUCGCUCGGCGACGACCAAAGGAACGCUUUGCGCGACGCGCUCGCGGGCGCGACGUAUUGAAAAUGUAGCUCGUGUAAGUAACGCUUUAGGACGGACAAACCGCGCGUCGCGUCGCGUCGACUAAAAAGAUGCGCUUCUCGUUGAUUAAAAAUUCUCGGCGUACGUCCUCUUAAAAACAUCCACCUCCUCCGAUCUAGAUCGUUCAUUCUCAAGUCAAACGAAGCACGCGCGCUAUUUUCCGCGACCUAACAGGAGUGCGUCUUCGUGCUGACGAACGCGACUCGUAAACGCGCUUCGUCUCGACCGAGCGUUUACUUCUCCGGGCGCAUGCCCAAGCCCUUGCCCUUGAGCACGGCGGCUUCGUUCGUCUUCUUGUCGCCUCGCUUCUUCGACUUAUCGUAGUACUCUUGCGAGAAACCACCCGAGACGUUACCCUCGGACGACGACUUGACGUACAAGACGAUCAAAAACGCCGUCGGAAUGAUGAUGAAGAGCGCCGUCGCGAUGACGCCCAAAAUGUUCACGUCCGCGAGCGCGACUUGCUCGAGCGCUUCGCUCGCCGCGAACGCCGGCGCGGCGAUCGCCGCCGGCGUCGCCGCGACCGCGGUCGUUCGCACUUUUUGCUGCGCCUUCGUCGUCGUCGCCGCCUUGGGCGCGACGACGCGCUUGGUCGCGGUUCGCCGCGUCGCGGCGCGCGCCGCGAGCGGGAUCAAUCCGGUGUUCAACGCGAGGACGGCCAUGGCG
This is a messenger RNA of Ostreococcus lucimarinus CCE9901, 1716 nucleotides long. RefSeq lists its product with no specific name. Lineage: Eukaryota; Viridiplantae; Chlorophyta; Mamiellophyceae; Mamiellales; Bathycoccaceae. Gene Ontology annotation, molecular function: protein-folding chaperone binding. Gene Ontology annotation, cellular component: cytosol. The record is from RefSeq and is a predicted model, not a curated record. The coding region runs from base 1 to 1032 and encodes 343 amino acids. The transcript has 3 exons.